AGUUGGCAGCAUAGAAAGCAGUACAAAGAGUUCUCUGACUCUGGACACUUUCAGUUGCAAUAUUCAAUUGGAGACUGUAGCAUGCUUGUUUAGUGAGCCGUAGUGAUACUAGUGACCUAUUUAUUCACUUACGUGGGUGAAUGGGAGAUUUCAUUACACUUUACUGAACAGAUGUGGACCACUGACAAGUAGUACAUUAGCUCAGGCUCUGGCUACCCUAUAGUACUGCUGCUUGUGUAUAAACAAGCAAGAUGUGUCUCAAGAUGGCUGACCUGGAAGUCUUCUUGUAGCUCAUGAUAUUUAUGCAAAUGAGCUGCAUGCCCGUGGCUUAUACAGAGGAGGAAGUUCGUUUUGCAUGUGUCGGCCUUUCUUCAGGGUCAAGAUGGAUAGCACAGAAGAACCUCAGAAAAAAGUCUUUAAAGCCCGAAAAACAAUGAGAGUAAGCGAUCGACAACAACUUGAGGCUGUCUAUAAGGUCAAAGAGGAGCUAUUGAAGACCACUGAAGUUAAACUAUUAAACGGCAAACAUGAGAAUGGAGAUUCUGAUUUAAAUUCCCCGUUAAGCAACACAGACUGCAUGGAGGACAAGAAGGAGGUUAAUGGUUUAGUAGAUGCAUGCCUUGACUCUGAAGAAAAGAGAACUGACUCUGAGGAAACCACUGAUGUCAAAGGUACUGACAUCAGGGCAGAAAACAAAGAUGGAGAUCUAGAACCCACAUCUCAAAAGUUGUCUUCAGAGGAUGUUACUUCUGAAAGAGAACAGGGUAACAGUGGCAAUUCUUCAGUGUCUCAGGCUGGAAAUCGGGUGCUUGAUAGCAAUAAAGAUGACCACUUCCAAGAAGAAGAUAAUAUAAAAAAGAGUUUGGACCAAAGAGAGGGAAACAGUCCAGCUAAAGGUGAAUGUAAACUAAGCUUUGAGGUUAAUGACUCUUUUGAAGAGAAAGUAGAAACAAAUGAACUAGCUGUUAGUUCUGAUCUACCUGUUGAAGAGCUAAAAAGUGCGCAAGAAGAUGCUGUUGAUGAUGAUGUUGGAGAAGGAGCUAUAUCUAGUAGUGUGGAAACUGAGCAGGAACCAAGGGAUGAAGGAAACCUCUCUAUAAAUCUUUCAGAAACCACCAAUGAAAAGACACUAGAAGAACCAAGUGAGAGCAUCUUAGAAAACACAGACUCUAUGGAAACAGAUGAAAUUAUUCCAAUUCUGGAAAAACUUGCCCCAGCUGAAGAUGGACUGAGUUGUUUUCCCAAAGCUUCUCUGCUUCCAGUGGAAGAGACAAGCCCAGAAUUAGAGGAAAAAAUAGAGAAUUCUUUAAGUUCACCAUCUAAGCAGGAAAGCAAUGAAAGUUUGCCCAAGGAAGCUUUCUUAGUACUCUCUGAUGAAGAGGAGCCUUGUGAGAAAGAGGAAGAAGCUGAAGUGAUAUUAUUGAAUAAAUCAAGUCUUCCAGAAGAGACAGAGGAGAAAGGAAAAGAAAAGGAUCAGGAUAAAGAGGGAGAAAAAGAAGAUCAUAAAGAAGAAGAGAGACAUUCAGAAAAAAGUGAAGUGUCAAGAAGGAAGCGUUCCAAGUCAGAGGAUAUGGACAGCAUACAUUCCAAACGCCGUCGAUACAUGGAAGAAGAUUAUGAAGCAGAACUCCAAGUAAAAAUUACAGCUAGAGGGGAUAUUAAUCAGAAGGUGCAGAAGGUAAUCCAGAGAUUGCUAGAAGAGAAACUUACUGCCCUGCAGGUUACUGAAUUUGAAAAGGCUCUGACAGAUCUGAAAACCCGAGUAGAGAAAAUAGAGUGUAGCAAGAGGCAUAAAACUGUGCUUAUUGAACUACAGGCUAAAAUUGCUAAAUUGGCGAAACGCUGUGGAACAGCUGAGGAGAACUUGAAAAAAAAACAAGAAAAUACGCCAAACCCCCCACCCCUUUCUCCGGGGAAAGCAGCAAGCGACACUGGAAGCACCAACAGUCUGACAUAUCGAAAUGCUGGCACAGUGAGACAAAUGCUCGAAUCCAAGAGGAAUGUAGGUGACAGCACACCAGCAACUUUUCAAGCCCCCUUGAAUGCAGUGUCUGCUCCCAGUUUUGCUGCUCCUCAGGCAGUGGUCAGUGGACAUCCCAAACCUCAGACACCAGUGACUUCCAGUUCCUUGACAACAUCUGUUCUUCCUACAGCCAGUGCAGCUACUGUUGUUGGCACAAGUCAGGUGCCCAGUGGCAACACUCAGCCUAUGUCUGUCUCAUUGCAGCCUUUGCCUGUAAUCCUGCAUGUACCUCUUACAAUGUCCUCCCAGCCUCAGCUUCUGCAAAGCCACACAGGGACUUUGGUCACUAACCAGCAAUCAGGCAAUGUUGAAUUUAUAUCAGUACAAAGCCCAUCUGCUGUUGGUGGCCUUGCUAAAACUCCGGUGUCUUUGGCAUCAGCUAACCCAACUAAACCAAAUAACAGUCCAUCUGUGCCCAGCCCUGGUGUUCAGAGAAACUCUCCAGCCAGUGCUGGGUCCAUAGGGACAACACUGGCAGUACAGGCUGUUUCAACAGCAAAUCCUGUCGCCCAGGCCACAAGGACUCCUUUGCCCACAGUGGGUACUUCAGGACUGUAUAAUCCUACCAGCAAUCGAGGUCCCAUACAGAUGAAGAUCUCUCUCUCUGCAUUUGGUAAUGCAGCUCCUGCCGAACCAAGCACCAUUCCCACAGCGCCUAGAGUUGAGAACCAAAUAAACAGGCCACCAACAGAUGCUUCAGGAAACAAGAGAGCACCAGAGAGCACAGCACAGAGUGGAAAGGUCGCAGGAAGUGAUUCUGGAGGCGUCAUAGAUCUCACACUGGAUGAUGAAGAUGAUGGCUCUUCCCAAGCAGAUGCCAAAAAGCAGAAUCCGUCAGGUGUGUCUGGAACGGGCCUAUCCACCCAACCCGUGGCUCGCCCCUUGCAGCCUUUGCAGACAGCUCCUCUGCAGCAGACAGGUGUGCCAACAAGUGGACCUUCCCAGACCACCAUACAUGUACUACCUACAGCUCCGACAACAGUGAAUGUAACCCAUCGUCCAGUGACUCAGACUGCUGCAAGGCUCCCUGUACCACGAGCUCCUGCUAACCACCAAGUGGUCUAUACUACUCUUCCUGCACCUCCAGCUCCGAAUCCUGUGAGAGGAGCUGUCAUGCAGAGCCCUGGUUUAAGGCAGGUCAACCCACAGAGUGGAGGUGUUACAGUGCGAGUACCUCAAACAACUGCGUAUGUUGUGAACAACGGGCUAACUCUUGGAUCUGGAGCCCCGCAACUCACGGUGCAUCACCGGCCACCACAGGUGCAUGCUGAGCCCCCACGCCCUGUGCAUCCUGCACCACUGCCAGAGGCCCCACAGCCAGCACGCCUGCCCCCUGAAGCAGCCAGCACCAGUCUGCCUCAGAAGCCUCAGUUAAAGCUGGCACGAGUACAAAGCCAGAAUGGUAUUGUGUUAUCAUGGAGUGUCAUAGAAGUGGACCGGAGCUGUGCCAGUGUGGACAGUUACCACUUGUAUGCCUACCAUGAGGACCCAAGUGCCACCAUGCCCUCCCAGUGGAAGAAGAUUGGGGAGGUGAAAGCCCUUCCCCUCCCGAUGGCAUGCACUCUCACUCAGUUUGUGUCUGGCAGCAAAUACUACUUUGCUGUCCGGGCUAAAGACAUUUAUGGACGCUUUGGACCUUUCUGCGACCCCCAAUCCACAGAUGUGAUCUCUUCCCAGACCAGUUAAGCUAGAGAUCUUUGCAGCCUUUAAACCUGCCCCACCACCAAGUUACACUAGUUUGGGGUUUAAUCACAUGCAUGAAAUUCACUCUCUACAGGAUAAUUUUGGGCAGCCCUAUGUGAUACACUACAUCCAAUGAAAAACAAGAGCAAAAUAAAUACUCACCCUGCCAUGAGAGAACCCAUCUUCCUGGCUAGUUCAAGUCUUGGGCAGUUUGAAAUCAAAGUUUUCCUCUGCCCUUGGAGCUGCUUCACCCAGAGAUACCAACCCUUUAUCCAGGGGGAACCUGGAUAUCUGGGCCUUUGCUUCAGACUGGGAACAGGAUGAUCUAUUGCACAGUUUGCCUGAAGCAAAUCAACACAUCUGUACCGCAGAGAACAGUUAAAUGGCGCUAACAGGAGGACAAGGAACAGACUUGCCCACUCACUCCCCACCACUCAGUGGGCAGGCUGUGAGGGGAAAGAGGAUUCAGGGUCUGACUUCUUUUGUACUGAAAGACUGAGUAGCCUGGACUCAUCUUACACACUGCAGUGUGCUCUCCAGGGGACAAGGGAGCUUGAGUUUGGCAAGUGAUGGGGUGUGUGUGUAAAUUUGGAGGUGGUGCAAGAAACAUCCACUACCUCCCACCUCCCACAGAUACAAACCUCUCUUCACUCCCCGCUUCCCAACAGGGUCUGGGAGCAUUGUCAAGCCAGAUCUGAAACUGGACUGUAGAGACUGCAUUUUUCCUUCCUAGCUCAGAUGAAUUAUCUGUCCUCUCCUCUCAUACAUUCAGCCCUCUUUUUUUUUUUAAAUUUAUUUUGUGCCUUAAAGAGUACUUUCAGAAAUAAAUGUAGCCAGAUAUCUUGUGUUGGUUAGUCUUUUUUUCUUUCCCCCUGUAGUCUCCUGUUGAGGUUCCUCUUGGCCCCAGACCAUUUGUCUAGUUCUGUAGGUUCCAGGAAGUGUAGCACCUGGCACCCUUAAUUUCCACUAAAAUUCUUGGAAUGGCUAGGUUUUGUCCUAUGAAGAUGACUGUAGGCAAUAUAAGACAGUAUUCUGCGUCAGCACCUUUUUCCUGUUCUGGGAAAGCUGCAUGCUACGAAUUAGCCAAAGGAAGUCUGUGUGGCACAGUGAAAGCUUUCGGUCUCAUCACACAUGCUUGGAUGUUGUAUUAGUACAAGACGGUAUCAACAUUUAAGUUGGCUUCCCAUUUCCUGUCUUUUCCCAGCCCCUUGUCCAUCUGCAUGUGUUAACCGCCAAAGCCAGAACAGUUUUGGACAUCUUAUUUUGCUCACUAGCCCAAAAGCUGUGGAGCAGUUGUAGACUUUAAGGAGCUUUCAUGAUGCUUCUGAGAUGAGCCUAAAGGAAAGCUUCCUCCCCACCAUGCCUUUGUUACUGUCCCGGUUUUGAAUAGUGACACAGAGCAUGCUUUACAUAUGGACAAGGAGAGGCAGAUAAGGUGCAACCUUGCCAGCCUUCAGAAGAACAGACCCAGUUUGCUGCCUUUUCUGCUUAGCAAAAUUAAUCAACUUCAGGGGAAUGGGAGCAUGAAGCCAUCCUUGACGCAUUUCAGCACCUGGCUGAGCUGUAUGAGAUGUUUAGGUUGGUGGGUUGGUUUUGGUUUCUCAUGCACGCAUGUGUUCUCUUGUAAUUCUCAAAGCCCUUGGUUUAAAACUAAAACAAGGUUGAAAAAGAAAAAAGCCUUUAAAUGCCAAAGGUGCUGCUAAAAUCUCUUGCAAGGCUGUAAGAUGUAAGUUGGUUUUGUUCGUACAAAGCGCUGAUGUUGGUAGAAUAGCACAACGUGGCAGGAUCUUUUAGGAGACCCCACCUUCUCUGCGUUCCAUCUCGCUCUGUAAUACGUAUUCCAUCCAUCCUGGCACGGGGAUUGUCAUUCUUUCAGGUGAGCAGGAGGUGUUCUCUCCUUCUUUUCUUUAGCAGCUAUUUAGUAAGAAAUACCGCUGAUCUCUGAACAGAAGUUUUGUGGUAUUUGUUAGGGGCAGGUUAAUUUUUUGGGUCUUUCUAAUUUUGGGGUGCAGCUUUGAACACUGUCCAACCCAUCAGCUGAAUAACAGGCGCCCCAUUUCACUGGUGCCAAGAAUCAAUAAUGCCUUGAAAUUUUCUGGGUUUACUUUCUUUGCCACCUUCAAGAAAUAAGACCUGCUUUAUAGUGCAUUUAGUUUAUGUAUGUAAAGUUGAGAUUAAAACAGCCAGCAAUGGCCAUUCAUAAUGCUAUUUCUCCCAAUUUCUAGGUCUGUGUAGUCCUCCUUGGACUAGUUUUAAUAUCUUGUAUUUGAAGUGGUACCAAAGGCCUUGGGAGAAGCUGUUUCAGUACAAAGAGAUUUAUAGUUUAAAGAGGAAAAACCCACUACCUGGACCUGAUGCUGCUUGUUUAACGUCAUCUCCACUGUAACUCCAGCUCAGUACAUGUAGGAGAGAGCAGUCUAUAGUUUUUCUUGCCCUUUCCCAGUCUGUGACUAUUGUUAAUCUUGUCUUGAUGAGGAGCAGGUACCCUUGGCAGAGAUUUUUCUUGUAGCUGAUGGAAAUGGUACUUAGAGCUAUCUUAACAUUGUGUUCAGAGACCUUUUGAGAAGCCUGGGCCACAAAUAAAUGAAAAGGGAAAUUUAGCCAAGAGCAAUUCUUGAAAUUUGAAGUUGAUUUUUGUGGCCCUAAAACAAACUGUAAGGAAUCCUCAGAAGUGGGUGCAUCACCUUUUUAUGAAAUGUUAAGAUGCAGCUGUACUCUAACCUGACUAUAGGAUGUUGACUUUGUGUACAGCAGCUCUCUACCUAGUUAUCCUAAUAAAGUUAUCAAUUAUGACUUACUCUUUGGAUCUAACACAGCUGUGGGCAAAUGCCUUGGACUCUCUUCUGCCUCACUCAAACCGAAUUGUUAAAUGAAUUCCAAGUGCAUACUCAUUUUAGUAGGUGGUGACAGUUCAUGCUUUGUGAAGAACACUGUUACAUUUUUAAAUUACCAGCUGUGAGUUUGUAUGUCUUCCAGUUUGCUGGCCUAGAGGUCCUUCCCACAAUAAAUAGGGAACUUUACUAGGCCACGUUUUAUAGAUGUUUCAGAGUAGAAUCAGUUUUUUAAAAUGGAUAUUUUCUCUUGUAUAAUCCAACAGAAAUGAAAUUGAGCUCCUCAGCUGUGAGUUACGUACUAGCCCUUGCAUUUCCUUGUUUUGUGAUCUUUUGGGGGUUUUUUAAAGAAAAAAGAAAAAACCUUGCCCAAGAGAAACCAUUUUAAAAUUCAAAACUUCUUGCCACAAGCAUUCUGGAAUAACUAGUUAUGCUGCAAAAUACUUUCUUUUAAAGUAUUACAAAAAACCUGGAGUAGUCAGCACAAGACUAAACUUGAUCUGCUUUCAGGAUGAUGCUCUCCAUGAAAGUGUUUGUCCCAAUAGUUAAGCUUUAUUGGAAGCUUCCAAUAUUUGUUCGUAAAUAAACUAAACCACAUUUGAAGCAGAAUUGUCUUUUAAUCUCAAUUUUGCACUUUGUCAGAGUAUUUUUUGUGUUCUCAGUACUGCAAUGUAAAAGCUGCUUCCUGCUUCAGGCUUUAUUCUUGCCACUGGAUAUCUCCCCAUACCAAAUUGGAGCUUGUUCUCCAGGUUUUAACAACUGCAAUACUGCAUCUUUAGCCACUUUCCCAUCCUCAUUUCUAAAUGGUUCUUUUCAUCUGUUAUAAUAGUUGGAACCUGAAUUUCCUGACUGUGAACAGUAUAAAAUUAAUUUGAUUUCUGGCUGGAGAAAAGUGAUAUUGGUUUCCUUUCUGUACACAAAUAGAAUGCUGAGAGCAAAAUGCAAUUACUUUCCAUCCAUUUCCCCCCAACACCAGCUUGCUGACCCUCCUGUGCCCCACUUUAUUGCUUAGCUUAUUUAGAAAGCAUUAUCAAAUUCAAUUAAAAUGGUGGUGUUUUAUAACCUGUAGGUACCAUGUGAUUUUUUUUUCCUGUAUUCUUGAACCAAUGACAGCAGCUUAUGAGAAGGGUGGGGUGUAGUGGUUAGUUCCCUUCAUGCCUAUAUUCAAGCAUAUGUUUAACAUUUUUGUAUUGUGGUCAGCCUCACCUGAGCAGCACCUGAUAGAAAAACCUGCUGCACCAAACUGCAUGCCACCCUGCUUAGAUGAGUGUUAGAUUAUCUAGCGCAAGCAUUCAGACACUCAGCCAUCCUGAUUUGAAUUUCUGGCACAAGAACUGGGAGGUGGCAGUGCCUCUGUUAUCUUCCCCUUGCACAUCCUGCCUCCUCCAAAAAAAAAAUAAUAAUAAUAGUGGGAAAAUCUUCAAGCGACUUCAGUGGGAGCAGAGGGUGCAGUUGUUGAAGAUUAGCUAGGAAAUGAUCACAGUAUUGUACUGGAACUCAACUACAGCUCAUCCCUUCCUCUAUGCUGCUUAGCUGAGUAUCUAAUGAACUAGAAUCCAUGUGAUAUGGAGGAACAGGCCCAGAUGUGUUCUGUUUCCCUGAGUAGCCAUGCCCCAGUAUUAGAGUACUACAGACACUGCACAAAAUCAAGCUGUAAUACUGCUGCCUUCUAUGCUCUUUAGUAUUUUCAUUUAUGCAACAAAAAGAAAUCCUAACUACAUUUUUUAAAUAAAGGCUUGAUAUAUAUAUAUAUAUAUAUAUAUAUAUAUAUAUAUAAUCUCAAUAAUAUAUAUAAUCUCUCUCUCUAGAUAUAUAUCUAGAGAGAGAGAGAUUAUAUAAUUGAUGUCUGUGUGUGUAUAUAUAUAUUGUUGAUGUAUUAUAUUUUAGGUUUUUCUUUUGGGGAAAAGGGUAGAAACUAGGUAGGGAGUCCAGAGGCGUCUGGUGCAUUGCUAUACUAUAUAAGCAGUGCACCCAAAAAUAUGAACAUCCCCUAUAACAGUCUUCUGGUGGGGAAAAUGAAACAGGAAUAGGUACGUAAUGUGAAUGAAGUGGGGUUGUUUUUUUUUUUACUUUGUCUUCCAAUUUAAUCAGUAUCCCAUUGAAACUCAUCUUGUUUCUCAUCUAAUCGUGCAGGCUGAGCAUUCUUUCCUCAAAUGCAUUUUUUUAAGUGCUGUCUGGAUUUAAUGGAGUGUAUCUGUAAAUAUGGGAACUGGGUAGCCAAGUGAGGGUCCUGUUUGGCUUCAGUAAUUUAUCAGCCAUUAAAAUAUUCAAGUAUACAAAAUCCUUUGUAGAAAAUUCAGUCUGAUUUUAUUUUCUUUUGCAGCUGAACUUGUAAAUAAAGAUAAUGUAGGACCUAUCUGAUGUCCAAUUUAAACUGGGCAGUUGCAAAACCUCCCCAUUUUUGUAUGUACUGUAGAUUAGUGUGUGUAUAAGUGUUACUGUAGUGGGGUUUUGUCCAACAAGCCUGAAAUUUAUACUUUGAAAUAAACUCCUGGGUUUUUAA
Messenger RNA from Alligator mississippiensis (American alligator), 9040 nucleotides. RefSeq names its product activating transcription factor 7 interacting protein (gene ATF7IP). NCBI's taxonomy places the organism in Eukaryota, Metazoa, Chordata, Crocodylia, Alligatoridae. Gene Ontology annotation, biological process: regulation of DNA-templated transcription. The record is from RefSeq and is a predicted model, not a curated record. The transcript is spliced from 15 exons. Gene Ontology annotation, cellular component: transcription regulator complex; nucleus. The coding region runs from base 356 to 3709 and encodes 1117 amino acids. Gene Ontology annotation, molecular function: transcription coregulator activity; protein binding.